CCGCAGGCGAAUGGGGCAAGGCGUCGCUUGCGCUGCGGAGCCGUGCCAGGGCCUCAGGCACGACUUGGACACCGUGCAGGUCGACAUCGGUCGGCUCCGCGAGGCCCUCGCGGCGCAGUGCGGGCAGCCGGGCGACGGUGGGCCCUGCGCCGAGGAGCCUCCGCAGCGCAGGGCCCGCACUCUCCCGGAGCCGCUCGCAGAGCCCCCGCCCGACGUCUCCUGCCUGGAGGCAGACCUGGCGCCCUACGGCACCUCCAGAGGAGGCGCUGGCGGUCUUCCGGCGCCCGCGGCGGAGAUGCCGGAGCAGCUUGCGCCAGAGCCAGGGCAGGGGACCGCUGGGUCGCCAGAGCCGCCCGCACCGGAGGGGCACGACCAUUCGCCAGGUCGCGUGAGCGCGGUCUCCGCGCCGCCCGAGCGGGCCAGCGGCUUCGUCGAGGACCGCGACGACGAUGAGACGCAGGAGGAUGCCCCCCUGGUGCCGCUGGAGCGCGCUCCCAACUCCGUUGAGGUGCCCUUGCCUCAGCUGGCGAUGCUGGCGCGCCCGGCGGCGCGGCCCCCGCCCGGACGAGGUCGCUCUGUGGGGCCAGCGCCCGAGAGGGCUGCCUGCCCGCCGGACGGCGAGCGGGACAUGAAGAAGGCACAGGCGCUGUUCGCGAGCCUGAUAGCACCUGCGGCAGAUGCUCCUACGCCCUCACGGCGGUCCCGUGGGCAGUCGCAGGGCCGGCGGCGUCGCCGCUCCGCGCCAGACCCCGACCGGGUCGUCCCCGUCAACUCCGCGCCGAAGGCCCCGCUCACGGCGCGCGGCUGGGCUGCCGGGGCGCCGAAGGGCCAGGUCCCUGGCGGCGAGCGCCCGCGAGAGCGGCCGCGGGAGCCGCCGGCGGGAGCCGAGCGGUCUCCCCGCGAGGCCACGCCGCUGCGGGCGCUGAACGGCAGCUUGCCGCAGUUUCCGGGCGUGUCCAGGCGGGACGCCAGCCAGCCGCCGCCGCGGUGAGCGGCGACCCGCACAACCGGCGCCCCGUCCCAGGCCUGCAACGAGCCCUGCCGCCGCUGGCCGCUCGUCGCGUGCCGCUUCCCCCCGCUCCCUGCGUGCUCCGAGUGCAGGUCACCACGUUCGGUGCCCGAGGCCGCCUACGCUUCCCCCACUCGCCGGUCGGGCCCUGCCUGGUUCCUCGCCCUCAUCGGUGGCACUGCAGGGGCAGCCGCCCCAGUCCCCUCCAGGACCCCUCUCUUUCCGCCAGGGUGCGCCGCAGGCGCGCCCUCCGCUUUCCCCGUGACGACCAGGGGGCCCCGGCCAGCCGGCGCCCCCCGCCGCCACUGCACCGGUCGGCCGUCGGCCCGCGCACUUGUGGGAGGUUCCAGCUGUCCGCCGGCGCCAGCUCCGGCCAGGGCCGAUCAUGGGUCCAGUCGGCUAGACGUGAGAGUGACCUUUCGUUGGAGUGACCUUUGUCGCGGGCCCAAUGGGGUCCCCUGAUCGCUGAACGCGACGCGGUAGCAGCGGCUUCCGCGCCUGGUUUUGGCCACCCCGCGUCCCCCGGUACGCCGCGCACCAAAGGUCACCUGUUGCCUUGAGUCAUUCUUGCAUGUAACCG
Molecule: messenger RNA, 1589 nt
Organism: Prorocentrum cordatum
Lineage: Eukaryota; Dinophyceae; Prorocentrales; Prorocentraceae
Source: the annotation of a GenBank genome assembly